Messenger RNA from Tetrahymena thermophila SB210, 594 nucleotides. Its product is annotated as GNAT family acetyltransferase. The record is from RefSeq and is a predicted model, not a curated record. NCBI's taxonomy places the organism in Eukaryota, Ciliophora, Oligohymenophorea, Hymenostomatida, Tetrahymenidae. The transcript is spliced from 3 exons. Gene Ontology annotation, molecular function: acyltransferase activity, transferring groups other than amino-acyl groups.
AUGUGGAGUAAAAUAUUACUUAACCCUUCAAUUAAAUUGGAAAACUCUAGAGCUAUUUUGACUCAUAUUUCUUUAGAUCAUUUGAAACCAUUAAGUCAAAUUGGCUUAGAUCCUAGAAUAUGGACUCAUAACCCAUCUUAUUUUUGUGAUACAGAAGAAAAAUUAAAGAUUUAUAUUUAAGAUGCUAUAAAGUGUAGGUAGGAUUUUACUAGAGUUUCCUUUGCAGUUUUUGACAAAAAGUUUAAUAAAUAUGGCGGGUCAUCAAGCUUUUAUGCAAUCUCAGAACCAAACAAAAGAAUUGCAAUAGGAUAUACAUGGUACGGUAUAGAUUUCCAGAGAACUGGAUUAAAUGCAUCUGUCAAAAGUAUUAUGUAUGACCUAGCUUUUAAUACCCUAGGCUGUAAUCGCAUAGAAUUUCAUACUGAUUCUAAUAAUGCUGCCUCAAGAGCUUAAAUACAGCAUUAUGGUGCUUAAUUAGAAGGCAUUUUUAGAUAGCACACUGUUAGACAUAAUGGAACAUUAAGGGAUACAGCUAAUUUUUCUAUUCUCUCACAUGAAUAUGCUCAGUAGAAAGAUAGACUACAUAUUGACUGA